Molecule: messenger RNA, 2608 nt
Organism: Sycon ciliatum
Lineage: Eukaryota; Metazoa; Porifera; Calcarea; Leucosolenida; Sycettidae
Exons: 7
Coding region: 146-1687 (513 amino acids)
Cellular component (GO): cytoplasm
Molecular function (GO): iduronate-2-sulfatase activity
Source: RefSeq, a predicted model, not a curated record
UGUAGACCUAGAGUAGUGUAGACUUCGGGCAUACUGUAACCAUGGUAACCACACAGAACUAGACAGUAGAUUUACGUUUUCAUUGCUAUUCACGUUCACUUCAUGGAAAUACAGUUACCGCGGCGCAAGAUCAAAAACAGGCGAUAUGGUUCCAGUCGUAUUGCUGACUGUCCUUCUGGCUCGCGAGGUCUUGUCUGCCAGGGCUCCAGGAGAUACACGACCAAACUUCGUUAUCUUCCUUCCCGAUGAGACGCGAGCCGAGAGUAUUGGCGCCUAUGGCCACCCAUUUGUCAGGACGCCAAACUUGGACGCUUUGGCAGCCAAUGGCACGCUGUUCACGGAUGCGCAUGUCUUGCGUGCGCAGUGUGCACCAAGUCGUUGUGCUAUGAUCACUGGUCGGUAUAUGCACGUACUGGGACAUCGUACACAGACACAUCUGGUGAGAGAGUAUGAACCAAACUUCUUCCGCUAUCUGAAGGAUGCUGGCUAUUACGUGUCAUGGCAUGGCAAGAACGAUAUGUUCUCACAAGCAGCAUUUCCACUCUCCGUAUCAAACUGGACGAAUGACAUUGGUGUUGCCAGUGGACAAAACCCUUACCCAUUUGGUACGCCAGGAUAUUACAGUUUUCUGGCAACGGGUUCCAACAUGUCGGGCAACGACACACAGGGAGGCAACGGGGACUACGAGGCCGUCCUGAAAACCUUGCAGUUCAUGGCCGAUGAUCCACCGGAACCAUUUCUUGUGUUCUUGCCGGGUGCUGGCUCUCACCCGCCAUACGGAGCUCCGAAAGAAUACCAGAACAUGUAUUCUGCAGAGCAAGUGUCUGACAUCGCUCCUCUCCGUCCACCACACGUGCCGAACAAACCUCGCUACCAUGAGGGUAUCAUCACGUCCCGACACCUGGAAUCAUUCAACCAAACCUUCUUCGAGAAGAUCAAUGCAAUUUAUCUCGGCAGAGUCAGCUACCUGGAUUGGAUUCUAGGAGAGCUGGUGAGCGGUAUCGAUGCACUCCCCGCAAUUUCACAGAACACGGCGAUAUUCGUGACGUCCGACCACGGCGACUUUGCCGGCGAUUACAACCUGGUGGAGAAGUGGUGCACGGGCCUGGACGACAUCAUGACCAGGGUGCCGCUCAUCGCGCGAGUGCCUGGCGGAAGCAGAGGUCACGUGGUCAACGCGCCCGUGCAGUCCUUUGAUCUCUUCUACACACUGACUGUGAUGGCCAAGGUGAACGUAUCUCACAUCCACUUUGCUAAAAGUCUUCUCCCUGAGUUGAUGGGUGAUGCUGGUGAUAUGAAUCGCACAGUCUACAGUGAAGGUGGAUAUCAAUACUUCAGAGAAUUUGAACCCAACGAUCCGGAGCAGAAGAAGAUCUAUUCCAAUCCACGGAACCUAUACUACCCCCGUGGUCAGGAAGAGCUAACAGAAGGUUGUCCCAGGGCCAUCAUGGCCAAGACAGCUACUCACAAGCUGGUCUACAGACCUGAAGGUGUCAGUGAGAUGUAUGACUUGGCAACGGACAAGCGAGAGCUCAACAAUGUCUAUAGUAAUCCGAAAUAUCAAGAGAUUCAAAAGAAAAUGAAAAUGGACCUGCUGAGCAUGAUGCUGCGUACAGCAGAUGUGACCCCCGUCCUGGAAGAUCCGCGUGACUUGCCACCAAGCCCCCGAACGUUUCAAAAGGACUAAUAUCAAUCUUUGCUGCCGUCCAGAGACUGCUACAACUCACAUUUUAUUUAAAUUGGUGUCACUCGGAUUUUGUUAAUUAAUCGUGAGAAAAGUCAGCCUUUUACAGGUGGAAUCCUGAUAAUUCGAACCUCAAAAUGCCAGGAAAAAACUUCUAAUUAUCCGGACAUUCUAAUUAUCCAAACAUGAACCCACAACACAAUAUGUAUAUCAAAAUGCUCUCAUCGUCACGCAGAGUUGCGCUAUGGACCUUAGACACAGAUUUCACGGAUACUGAACUGACCAGCACAGCCUGCUCAUGAAAACUGAACUGACCAGUACAAUGUACAGUGAACUUCGAAUUACACUUUGCUAACUUCGAAUUAUCAGCACAAAUCCCACCCAUUUUCUAUGUAAGUGGAAUCUGUGGGACUUCUAAUUAACCGGACAUAUCCAGUUCAAGGUUCUAAUUAUCGGAUUUUUUUCGUUAAGGCCACCCUUUCUUUUUUCGUUGUUUAACGUCCGCGCCCGCGUACCUUUUUGCCUCCGACCGGAAAAAAAACAAGAAAGUAGUAGUACCAAUAAUAUGCGAAGUUGUAAAUACAUGAUUGUGUAGUUUCACAGUGUGCCGAUCAUGACCUUAAACUUAUAAUCUUGCCUCCCGGGCAUGCCUUUGUCUUGUGUUCUUUUUCUUUUUUUGUUGGCUUUUAAAUAUCGUACGGUGUGUGUCCUAGUAAAAAUCCAGAUGUAAUGAAUUCAUGACAUGCUAACUCCAUGCUAUGUACAUGUACCUGUUUUGUUGGAUUCAUCAGGCAUGUGCUCCAAUGUACCAUCAAAGAGUGUUGUUCUAUGCCUGCAAGUGCCGUUAGACCCGGAAAUAUUGUAUAUAUCACAUGCUUUACUGGUCAAAAUGUUUGAUUGGGGUUUCCAGUUUUUGGAAUGGGC